AUGGAGCGCAGAGGGGGCAGAAAGGGAUCGGGCUCGGGGAUGAAGAAGAAGGGCGGCAAGAAGGGCACCAGCGGAGCGGGGCAGAGCUCCGCCGGCAGCAGCAACAAGGGAACCAAGCGUAAGUUCCCGACCCUCGCCGGCAUGUCGUUCGCCCCUCUGCAGCAGAGCACCAGCAGCAACGUUAAGAAAAACAACAAGAGCAACAAGAAGCAGAAGCGCAACAACAACAACAACAACAACAAGCAGCAGCCCAAGGGCAAGGCCAACAAGAAAGAUUCCAAGCCUCCUCCGGCCCAAGCCAGCUCCGCUAGUGGGAGCGGCUACGCCGGGUGGGUGCCGCCACAGCGCCGCGGCGGGCAGGUGGCUGUGGAGGAGCUCGCCGGGGUGGGCCCGGCCGAGGCUCCGCAGCGUGUGUGGGAGCGGUACGUGGCCACGCGGCGGCCGGUGGUGCUCCGCGCGGGCCACCACCUGCUCGGCCCCGAGUGGCGGGCCUCGACCGAGUGGGCCAGCCUCGAGCGGCUGCGCGAGCGCGCCGGCUCGGCCGCGGUCAAGGUCGAGCGACGCGACAGCUCGCGCGGCCGGUUCGGCGAGGGCCGCGAAGUGCGCACCACGUUCGGCACCUUCCUCGACGGGCUCGCCGCGGGCGACGACCUGCACUACAUGACCACGCAGGACAUCACCCGCGACCCCGACGGCCGGCCGGAGAUCAUCGCGCCGCCGCUCACGCUGCUCGCCGACGACUUCCCGCUGCGGCCCGCGCUCAUGGGCCACCUGGUCCCGGCCAGCCUCAACCUGUGGAUGGGCAACAGCCGCGAGGGCUCCAUGAGCGGCCUCCACCACGACUACCACGACAACCUCUACGUGCUGCUCAAGGGCCGCAAGCGCUUCCAGCUCUUUCCGCCGUCCGACGCCGCGCGCAUGUACACGCAGGGCCGCAUCGUGCGGGUCCACCCGAACGGCCUGAUCAGCUACCAGCGGGGCGUGCGCUCGGACGGGGCCGACGCGGGCGUCGAGGCGGCGGUGGCCGCGGAGGAGGCCCACGCGCGGGCCGAGGAGGAGCUGGCGGCGGCCGAGGCGGCGGCGGAGCGCGGCGAGCCCGGGGCCGACGAGCGACUGCGCGCGGCCGAAGCUGCGCUCGAGUCAGCGCUCGACGACGUGCUGGCCGCACAGAUGGACGGUGACGACGAGGGCGAAGGCGACGGCGACGACGGAGACGACGAUGUCUUCGCCGGCAAGGACGACUUUGAUGACUUUGAUGAUGAUGACGACGACGAAGCCGCAACCACGAAGAAGCAGAAGAAGAACAAGAAAGAGAAGAACAAGAACAAGAGUGAAGAUGAAGAGGAGACCGAGAUGGUGAGAAUUAAGGACGCGGAUGGGAGCGGUCCGGCGCUGCCGCAAAACUUCAGCAAGGUGGACAUGACCCUGCCGGCCGACGAGCGCGAGGCCCGGUGGCCGCUCCUACGCGAGGCGUCGAUGAUCGAGUGCGAGGUGCGAGCCGGCGACAUGCUGUUUCUCCCCGCCGGCUGGUUCCACAACGUCACGUCCUUCAGCGACAACGACGCCGGCCUCCACAUGGCCUUCAACUACUGGUUCCACCCGCCAGACGCAAGCACCUACGCGCAGCCGUACCACAGCAACUUCUGGCAGCACGACUGGGAAGCACGCACACCGCAGCCCUAG
Molecule: messenger RNA, 1683 nt
Organism: Acanthamoeba castellanii str. Neff
Lineage: Eukaryota; Discosea; Longamoebia; Acanthamoebidae
Exons: 2
Coding region: 1-1683 (560 amino acids)
Molecular function (GO): 2-oxoglutarate-dependent dioxygenase activity
Source: RefSeq, a predicted model, not a curated record